Molecule: messenger RNA, 2796 nt
Organism: Quercus robur (English oak)
Lineage: Eukaryota; Viridiplantae; Streptophyta; Magnoliopsida; Fagales; Fagaceae
Product: putative calcium-transporting ATPase 13, plasma membrane-type
Exons: 3
Coding region: 1-2796 (931 amino acids)
Cellular component (GO): intracellular membrane-bounded organelle
Molecular function (GO): P-type calcium transporter activity
Source: RefSeq, a predicted model, not a curated record
AUGGCCAGCAUAGCUCCAGGAGCAGAUAAAGCUGACAAGGGUUCUCUUGCUCUAGACAUAGUUUCCUCAUCAAGGACUUCUAAUAUCAGCCAGGAUGACUCGGGAGAAGCAAUAAGUGCUGAGAAAAUCUCCAACAAUUGUGUUGGUGAUGCAAAACUGCAACAAGCAAACGUUGCUGGGAUGGAGGGGUACUUGGAUUCAAUGCAGAAGGUUGGAGGCGUCCAAGAAAUUGCAGAGGCUCUAGAAACAGAUUUAGAGAAGCGAAUAUUCCCUGGUCUUGAGCAAGAUCUAUGCUCUCAACGCAUUGCUAACACACUCUCCCUAACACAAGCUCCUGCCCGAAACCAUUGGCAAUGGAUUGUUUCAAUGCUACGGGAUCGAAAACUCAUACUGAAAGGAGAUGAAUCUGAGAAAGGUUCUGUUGCUCUAGACAAUGUCAGGACCAGUGACACAAGAGAAGCAGAUUUGGAAAUCUCAUCUGCAUCACCUCAAGUCUCCAUUAGUGUAAAUUUGGAUGGUGAGAAUGACAAAUGUAUCUGGGAGGUAAAACUCCAACAUGCAGAUAUUGCCAAUAUGGUAAAGGAAAAGAACUUGGAUUUAAUGCAAAAGUUUGGAGGCAUUCCAAGAAUUGCAGAAGCUCUAGGUACUGAUUUAGAGAAGGGAAUCCUUGAUUUUAAGAAAGAUCCAUGUACUCGACACAUGGAUAUAGCUAACUCAUCACCCUCCCUAGCACAGGCUCCUGCACAAGGCUGCUUCAAUUCACUCUUGAAAACAUGCAAUGAUUGGAGUAUUUUUCUUCUUUUCGUGUAUGCAAUGCUGCUUCUUGGCUUUGGGAUUGUUAUGAAAAGCCCAACUGAUUGGCAUAAAGGUGUCAUAACAAUUCUUUUCAUCAUGGUGCUUGUGGCUAUUCAUUCCUUACGGGAACUUUGGCUUGAACGUUCGCGGCAGAUGUCAAGAACGCAGAAAACUUUGGAAAUGCACCAAGUGGAAGUGGAAGUCGAGGUCAUCAGAGAGGGAAGCUCGCAGAAAGUAUCCAUCUCAGAUGUUUUGUUGGGUGACAUAGUAUGCCUCGAGAGGGGAUCUCUAGUCCCUGCUGAUGGUUUGCUCGUAUCUGGUGAAUACAUAAAACUGGAUGAUGAUCUUGACUCCAUCAUUAACAACGAAAACCCAUUUCUGUUCUAUGGUCCAAAGGUGAUUGAUGGAAAAGGUCGCAUGCUAGUUACAUCAGUGGGCAUAAACACGACAUUGGGUGACUUGUUAAACAAGGUUACCUAUGGCGCCCUCAACAAGACCCCAUUACCAGUGCAACUUGAUAAGCUGAACACUGGCAUACAAAUUACAGGGCUUUUACUCUCCAUCCUCAACCUUGUAGUGUUGUUCUUCCAUUUUAUGCUUCAAAAGAAAAUAUUUCAUUUUAACCUCCCAGACCUCAAGGGGAAAGUAAUUGCAAGUAAAGAGAUCAUGGAUACAAGUAAGAAAAUUUUCUUGACACCAAAUGGGAAGUUCAACAUGUUAUCAACUUCAAUUCUUACGUUUCUGUUUGGAGUAACAGAAGGGAUACCUUUUGUAGUCACUCUUGCCAUUGGUUAUUGGAAUAAGAAGAUGCUAUUUGGCAAGGUCACGGUUCAAGAACCCUUGGCUUGUCUCACCAUGAAUUCAGUCACGACUGUCUGUAUUGACAAAAGUGGUUGGCGAUCACUAAACCCGGUGGAAGUUGACAUGGACUCGACAAGAGGAGAAAUAGAAGCUUGGAUAAAUGCUGGAGUCAAUAUCAUACUGGUUUCAGAAGAUAGUGUCUCAAUAUUGGAAGACAUAGCUUCUGAUUAUGGACUGCUUCCCAAUGCAGAUAAAUUGAAGCUUGAGGCUAAAGAGUUUCGAAACUACACCAACGAAAAGCGGAUGGAUGAAGUGGAUAAAAUCAUCUUAAUGGGAAGUUUAAUCCCUUCUGACAAGCUCCUAUUAGUGCAAUGUUUGAAGAAAAAAGGUCACACAGUAGCAAUGGUUGGAGUUAAACCAAAUGUGAUUCCAGCACUAAAGGAAGCUGAUGUAAGGAUCACCAUACAGACUUGUAGCAGUGAAAUGGUUAGAGAAAGUUGUAACAUCAUCAUCAUGGAUGGAAAUCUCAGUAUCUUGGUCAGUCUUGUCAGAUGCGGAAGAUGUAUUCAUGACAAUAUUUGCAAGUAUAUGCAACUUGAGCUCACCAUGAAUAUAGCAGGGUUGUUGAUAACCUUUAUCACGACAACGAUUUACGGAUAUUCUCCGAUUACAACCAUCCAAUUAGUCUGGGCAAACUUUGUUGUGACUCUUCUUGGUGGCCUUGGAUUAUUGACAGAGCCACCAUCAAAGAAACUGAUGGAAAAGCCACCAUUGAGACAAACUGAACCACUUAUCAACAUGACCGUGUGGACUAACGUUGUCAUCCAAGCUCUGUAUCAAUCUGCCGUCUCAGUGACAUGGCAAUUCAAAGGGCAAACCAUGAUUGGUAUUAACAAGGAGGUUAGUAAUACCAUUAUCUUCAAUAUUUUUGUCCUCUGCCAAGUCUGUAACAUUAUUAAUGCAAGACAAGUGAAGAAGAUGACUGUGGUUGAGAACUUUCCUCGUAACCCGUUGUUUUGGUUGGCAGUGGGUGUUAUUCUGCUGCUGCAGGUGGUUUUUAUUGAAAUUACACGUAUUCUGGCAGUGUUAGCAUAUGCAAGGUUGAAUUUGUUUCAGUGGUUUGUUUGUCUUUCAGUUGGGAUGGUUUCAUGGGUUAUUAAUUGUCUAUUGAUUGGGUUACAAAGUGCAUGCACUUCUUGA